This is a messenger RNA of Eublepharis macularius, 4513 nucleotides long. RefSeq names its product anillin, actin binding protein (gene ANLN). Bases 63 to 3362 code for a protein of 1099 amino acids. Gene Ontology annotation, cellular component: actomyosin contractile ring. Lineage: Eukaryota; Metazoa; Chordata; Lepidosauria; Squamata; Eublepharidae. The transcript has 25 exons. Gene Ontology annotation, biological process: septin ring organization; actomyosin contractile ring assembly; mitotic cytokinesis. The record is from RefSeq and is a predicted model, not a curated record.
CAAAUCUGAAGGGCGGUUUAUUCCUGUGCUGAGAGAGACGGACGGCGGAGACGUUUGCGGAGAUGGACCCGUUCACCGAGAAACUUCUCGAGCGAACCCGUGCCAGGAGAGAGAAUUUACAGAAGAAAAUGGCUGAGAGGCCCAUAGGAGGAGUCCGAUCCACAACGCAAACGAAAAGGAGCAGAGAACCUUUGUCAGACACUGGCAACCAGCCACUUCAGCAUAAUGAAGAAGCAAAACCAGGUACAAAGCCAUCACCAUCCAAAAGACGCUGCUCAGAUAAGGGGGAGGCUCCAACGCCUUGUUCUGAGAAUGCACAUCCAGUUAACUCAUCUUCCAUAAACCAAGUUCUUCCUGAAAUUGCUCCUACUUCUCAGUCUGUUGGUCUGUCAUCUGGGAAAGAAGAGCAGGACCUUAAAGCUGAAUCGUUUCCCACCGCUUCCGUUAAAACACGUAUGCAAAAGCUGGCUGAACAGCGACGUUGCUGGGAUAGUGAUUUGUGUGAAAGUCCUUGCAUAUUUCCCAUCCAAUCAAAAGAAUGUGUUGUUUCUCCGCCCAAACUACCCCUUACAUCUGAGACCCCAAUAGGGAGAAGAGGCCGUUUAGCUAACCUUGCUGCUACAAUUGGUUCCUGGGAAAAUGACCUAAGUCAUCCAUCUGCAAAGCAAAACAACACACAAGAACAGCCUGGUACUACUUGUUUAUCCAAAUUGUCCACUGCAAGUGGAGCAUCUGCUGGAAUCAAUAGUGGCAGUGUGAAGCAGGAUGCUGCAUCCUGUUCCCAAAGGCCUGUUGAGUCAUCUGUGAAUAAGUCAGCAAUCUCUGGGAUAUUGGGAAGUGCUAAUUCCAAAACCAUCUUGGGAGCUAAUAACAAGCAUGCUAAAGAUACUGAGGUACCAAAGUUGCAGCUACCACAAGAAAAGCCUGUUCUUAAAUCAUCUUUGAAACCAGUAUUAUCACAACCACUUUCAGCCAAAGAGGAGCCAAUCAAAAGCGUGCAUGCACAACUUGACUACAAGGAUAAGCCAACCACGCCAGGAGGAUCAGGCAUUAAGCCUUUUCUGGAGCGUUUUGGAGAGCGUUGUCAGGAACAUAGUGCACAUAGUCCUGCUGUAAGUGGAGGUCACAGAACUCCCAUUAUCACUCCAAAUACAAAGACAAUCCAAGAACGACUCUUGAGACAGAAUGAAGCGCCCUCAACUGCUAGUCUAGCUCAGCAGCUCAAACAGGAACGAGAGAGAGAACUUGCAUCUAUUAGAGGUCGCUUUGAUAGAGGCAGGCUGUGGAGUGCUGAAAGAGGAGAGAAUAAACAUCCAGAAGCAAAACAGGAAAGCCAAGUUCAGACUAGCCCCAAACACCUCCCUGGUUCAGAUGCCUCCUCCCAUUCACCAGAAGAAAAGUCUGCAAUACUUGAAAAAGUAGGAAAAGGCAAAUCUUCAGGCACUUCAGAAGAGAACAAGACUGAAGAGCUUAGUCCUCUGAAAAACUUCUCACCAAAGACUCCUGUAAAAACAAUGUCUGAUCCAAGGCUUGAACAACUUCCUAACAGACAAAAUGGUGAAGAGCAUGAGGCUGAGGCAAAGGUGGAUGGUGAGGUGAAUAGUUCAAAAGUGAUAAGUGAUAUGUUUGAUGAAGUUCUUCAGGAGGAUGGGCCUGACAUUGAGAAACUUAAAAAAGAGAUGAGCAUGACCUUAGAAACUGAAAGUGACGAUGAACGAGAAGAGACGCUGAAUAUUUCCUCAAUGUCCCUCCUAACACCUUUGACAGAAUCUGUUGCUGUUGGAAGUCCAGAGGUUUUUGCUUCCCCUAGUAAAUCAGUUGGUGAGGGGAGCAACGCAAGUGAUGACAGUCCAAAUUCCAGCAAGUUUCAAAGAACGUCUGUCUGUAGAACUGAGUCUGGAAGCAGCACUGGGUCACUGUCAGAGGAGCGUAGCCUUCUAUAUAGUAUUGAUGCCUAUCGGUCUCAGCGAUUUAAAGAAAAGGAUCGUCCUUCAAUAAAGCAAGUGAUUGUUCGUAAAGAAGAUGUUUCCUCCAGGCUUGAAGAGAAAAGGAAUGGAACUUCUAGUCAAAUUAAUAUUAAGCGAAAAUUACAGGAGCUGAAUAAUGAAAUCAACCUGCAGCAGACAGUGAUACACCAAGCGAGUCAGGCUCUGAAUUGCUGCAUAGAUGAAGAGCAUGGGAAAGGAUCACAAGAAGAAGCAGAAGCCGAGAGAUUACUUCUCGUUGCCACUGAAAAGAGAACAGCAUUGUUAGAAGAGCUAAAUAAACUAAAACAUGAAGGGCCUCAAAGCAAGAAGAACAAAGUUGGUUCUGUAUCUGGACUCUCUCCAUCCAGGGGAUCUGUUACUCUGUCAGAAAUGCGUCUACCUCUAAAAGCUGACUUUGUAUGUGGUACUGCCCAGAAACCAGAAACAGCAACCUACUACUACAUAAUCAUUUUGAGAGCAGGAGCAGAAAACAUGGUUGCUACUCCACUAGCGAGUAUCGCAAACUCCCUGAAUGGAGAUGCUCUGACUUUUUCAACAACAUUUACUCUGCAAGAUGUGUCCAGUGACUUUGAGAUAAACAUUGAAGUAUAUAGCUUAGUACAGAGGAAAGACACUGCAGGCAUUGAUAAAAGGAAAAAGUCAGCUAAAUCUAAGGCCAUUACUCCAAAGCGAUUACUGACAUCUAUUACUACUAAGAGUAAUCUUCACACACCAGCCAUGGCCAGUCCAGGUGGUCCCAAUGCUGUGCGGACAAGCAACUUUGUUCUUGUUGGAUCUCACAAAAUUUCACUGUCUUCAAUUGGGAGUAUCAAAUUCCUUUUGGACAAGAUAAGUUAUGGAGUUAAGGAAAGAGAGCUACUUGGUUAUAUGUUCCAGGAUAAGGUUCCAUUUUUGUCUCCUCUAGAAGGCCACAUAUACCUGAAGAUUAAAUGUCAAACAGAUUCUUGUGUGGAAGAGAGAGGGUUUUUGACUAUGUUUGAAGACGUUAGUGGGUUUGGAGCUUGGCAUCGGCGUUGGUGUGUGCUCUCUGGUAACUGCAUCUCUUACUGGACUUACCCAGAUGAUGAAAAGCGAAAGCAUCCAAUAGGAUCGUUAAACCUGGCAAACUGCACUAAUCGUCAGAUUGAGCCAGCCAACAGAGAGUUCUGCGCUCGGCCUAACACUUUUGAACUAGUUACUGUCCGGCCACAGAGGGAGGAUGAUAAGGAAACACUUGUUAGCCAAUGCAGAGACACACUCUGUGUUACCAAGAACUGGUUGUCUGCAGAUACUAAAGAGGAGCGUAAUCUGUGGAUGCAAAAACUAAACCAAGUUCUCAUUGAUCUUCGCAUGUGGCAGCCUGACGCUUGCUAUGUUCCUAUUGGAAAGUCUUGAAGCGUGGGAAAGCUCCACAGCAAAGCUUGCUUAUGAAGCCAAAGGCAGACUGUAUCACUACUUAAUGCGGACUUUUGUAUAAGGUCUCGUUGGAUUCUGUAUUACACUUCAUGCUUUAAAGUGUGGACGCGGGUGUGUUGUAUUGCACUCUUUGCUGCGUUUAGAGUUCUAACUCUUUUCUAGCAUGGGAGUAUGGAAGCUGUUUUUAAGCUCUUCUUGACUGUGCAAAAUAUUUAUAUAAUACCUUGCAAUCUAUAGUUCCGUACCCCAUUAAAAUAUCAGUUUCUGUUAACUAAACAGGGCUUGGUUUAUUUCAAAGGCUGAAGAAAGUAGCAAAGGCAAAAACAACAACUGAGCGCUUUAUCUUACACAAGGUUUUCUGUAUUGGGAUGUGUCUAAGUUUUCUGAUUAGUAGAGAGCUGAAGCAGGAACUUCAUUGCUUUAUAUAAUAAACGUUUCUUAAACUCAUUAAGGAUUUUGGAAGAAACCUUCUGGUAGUUAACAUUCGGCAUACUAGACUCUAGUAAAAAAGUCUUGGAUAUGGACAAUGUAGAAAAGUCAUAGAUCCUGGUAGGCAAAUAAAGUUAAAUAGAGAUUGAAUUAGUGCAUUGUAUUGCACAUAAUAUGGUUUACAGGUGUGUUCAGUUACGCAACAUGUUGCACAUUUUCCUAGAAAACAAGCAUUUUGGAUAUUUUUCUUGAAGCUGCUCUUUUUUAAAAAAAAAAUUCUCACUUUCCCUAGCCAUAUUCAACUUGCAUUGCAUAGUUUGAAUGAAUUAAAGCUUCCACUUAUCUUUCAACACUAGGAAGCCAUAUGAAUAUCAUGUAGACUGUAGAGCUAUUAAGCACUCAGGGUCUAUAGAUUUUUUUAUAACUGAGAUGUCUGUCAGUGCAAGUAAUCUUGGUUGAUUAGUGCAGUGGCAAAGUUCCUCAGAUAAGCAUCAGAUGCGCAGCUUUCACAAGUGCUUUCUACUGGGUACCACAAAUGCUAUGUUGCUGCUGUGCAUGCAUUAAAAUAGCAGCAGAGCACUUCCUCUAAACUGUUGCUUUAAAUGCUUAGACACUAACACUUUAACUGCCCUUUUUUGUAUGACAGUUGCUUUUUUCCUGAUGUUUAUAAUCAAUUCCACAAAAAUAAAUGUUUAAAUGUA